AAUUAUUUCAUCAUCAUCAUCAAAUAACACUAAUGAUAUACCUUCUUCUUCAUUAAAUGAACCUGAUAUCAUGCCUGUCUUUGAUGUGGUAAGUACUGCCAAUGAUAUUAAUAAUGAAUAUUCUUUACCAACAUUAGAACAUAAGAUAAAAAAUGAAAAAGAAUUGGACCCAAGGUUGCAGUAUAUUGCACAGUAUUUAAGACUUGUCAAUUCAGGUUACAAAAAAAUGGAUGCCAGCAAUAUUGUUGCACAAUCCUUAAAUAGAGGUACUUGGUGUGCAAGAUUAAUAAGAACAUGGGGGAAGCAAUAUUCAAAAAAUG
Molecule: messenger RNA, 320 nt
Organism: Entrophospora candida
Lineage: Eukaryota; Fungi; Glomeromycota; Glomeromycetes; Entrophosporales; Entrophosporaceae
Source: the annotation of a GenBank genome assembly